AUCUCUGAGAGACAAGACGGUCUGUGCAGCCUGACUCACCGACAUCCCGCGCUACGGAGCGUUACUGGCAGAGCUGAGACGAGAGGCCCGAAUCAACAUCUUGAAGCCGGAAACUGAUGCAAUGACAGAGGUUUGAGUUCCACACACACACAUCUGAUCCUUUUUUCUGGGGAUAUUUCUGAAUUGUCUACAUUGUCAUCUCAUUGGAGAGCAAGGGAAAGUUCAGCUCACUGACAAAGAAAUCACCGUCUUCCACAAUGAAUCCUGUUUACAGCCCUGUGCAACCAGGGGCUCCAUAUGGCAACCCGAAAAAUAUGGCCUACGCAGGUUACCCUGCUGGAUACCCUACAGCUGCUCCUGCCUACAACCCAAACAUGUAUGCCACCAGCAGUCCAGGCUAUGCCCCAGCGACCCUUCUGAUGAAACAAGCAUGGCCACAGACUUCAUCUUCCUGUACCAACGAGGGCACCUUUCAUCUCCCCGUGGACACUGGGACAGAGAACAGAACUUACCAAGCGUCAUCGGCUGCUUUCAGGUAUACAGCAGGGACUCCAUACAAGGUUCCCCCUGCCCAGAGUAAUAGCGCACCUCCACCCUACUCCCCUUCCCCAAACCCAUACCAGACUGCCAUGUAUCCAAUCAGAAGUGCCUACCCACAGCAGAACCUUUAUGCCCAGGGCGCCUACUACACACAGCCUGUGUAUGCGGCUCAGCCUCACGUCAUCCACCACACUACAGUGGUGCAGCCAAACAGCAUUCCCUCUGCUAUCUACCCAGCACCUGUAGCUGCGCCAAGGACUAACAGCGUUGCUAUGGGCAUGGUGGCUGGCACCACAAUGGCUAUGUCAGCAGGUACAUUGCUGACUACACCUCAGCACACCGCCCUAGGAGCACAUGCAGUCUCUGUGCCAACUUACAGAGCUCAAGGAGCGCCCACGUAUAGCUACGUACCUCCCCACUGGUAAACUGCCAGGCCUCUUCAUGUCUGGAGUCAAACAUUGUAUGCAAUUGCUCAAGUCUUACAUCGGUGCUGGGGGGGGGGCGACUGAACAUCAGCACCAAGUUUGUUUGCAAGAUCAAAACAAGGAAACACACAAGUGCAAGGGUCACUUUAUUAUUCUUUAGUGUUUUGUAAAAGCUGCUUUUUACAACCUUACACUUUUUAUUUUUUUUCGUUCCAUGCUGAUGUUUGCAAUCUCUACGCAUGGAGUUUGCUAGUUCUGUGUUGUCUUUUCCACCCCAUAGGCAGUGAUUCCUUGAUCUCUGCUUCUCAGUUGUUUAUUUUUUUUGUUCAUGGUUUGUUUUUCUGAGUGUUGCGGGGAGCCACCUCUGAGCAACGCAGAACCUUUUCUUUUUCCAUUUUCAUAAUGUUAUGUAUUUAGCGUGGAAGCAGGUCACAAAUGGUGUCUUCCAAAUUGACGGCAAACAGAACGUGUCAGAAAUAUCAUUAGGAGGAUGUAGUGCAUGCUUUGUCUUUUGGUACAACUUGCAAUCAAUUAAAAGGCUGCUACACUGCUCAGAGAGGUUCUGAAGCAUCUGCAAUUCAGUUCUAGUCCCUGGGUUUCUGUACAAGCACAAUGCAUCUGUGA
Xenopus laevis (African clawed frog) is the source of this 1589-nucleotide messenger RNA. It is a transcript of the gene fam168a.S, whose product is annotated as family with sequence similarity 168 member A S homeolog. Lineage: Eukaryota; Metazoa; Chordata; Amphibia; Anura; Pipidae. The record is from RefSeq and is marked predicted.